AUGCUGCCGCAAGCGCGGCACGACGCCAUCAGCGAGAGGGCCUUCCUGGUCAUGAACUCGCUGCAAGGAGAGACGGCAGAGGCUACGGAGGAGAUAGACCUGGGCCUGCUGGAGACAGACGACGCCUUCAGGCCGCUGUUCAAGGUCUUGGACGAAUACUACAAGUGCGACAAUCAGACUCAGUUGCCAGCCCGGACAGGUCAGAUUUUCGGCAGGUUCGCCCGCCAGGACAAGGAGUCGAUGAAGCUGUGCUGCGUGCGCCAUCAGCGCGACCUCAGGAAGCUGAAGGAGGUGGGCAUGGAGAUCCCAGAUAUGCUGGCGGGCUGGCGCCUCCUCACGAGAGCGGCGAUCCUACCGUCGGGCGCCGCCCAGGUUCGGAGUCAAUGCGUAGACGGUCUCAGCUGGCAAAAGGUGGGGAAAGCCCUGCUCGACGCGUGCGGGGCCGAAGGUCUGCCCGACAAGCGCGAUAUCAAGCGAGUUGAGAGGGUGCUGCUCGCACAGAACGCCAGGGGCGAAGACAAUUGCGCGAACGACUACGAGUGGGGGCGAGGCCUGAGCUACGAAGACACGUGCCUGGAGGAGGGGGAGUACGAGGACGAAGCCGAGCACGAGUACGAGGACGCAGACGAGGAGGCCGAGAUCGCAGAGGAGUUGCCGCAGGAUGUCGAGGGCGCUCAGCUCGCGUGCGACGAGGCCUACCUGAGUUUCGUGGAUGCAAAGAAGCGCGUGGCUGAGAUCGCGAAGUCCCGAAGCUUUUGCCCGAUCGUCGCCGUGGCGCCGGACAACAACUACCAGCGCGAGGCUGCGCCGAGUGCGGGAUCGACUGGGACAGGCUCGACACAGCAGCACGGCCCGAGGUUCAAGAGGUUUCGUCACGGCGGGUUCGCCAGGGCGGAGACCGAGUCAGGCAACAUGGUCGAGGACAUCGAGACGCUGGAGUACGCGAACUCGACCGAGGAGGUGUUCUUGCUGACCGUCGGCAAGGGCAUCAGUGACGGAGGCGCGACGCGGCCCGUCAUGGGUGACAAGGUCUGGGCGCAGUGGGAGGAGCUGCUGCGCGUGAAGCAGUUGCUGUGCGAGGUCAAGUAUGACAUGAGCGACCGACGGUUCAGGUUCGGAGACGGGAAGACGCUGGGGGCUAAGAAGGCAGUGACGUUGACGGUGUGGCCGUUCGGCGUCAAGAAGCAGGUCGCCAUCCACCUCGUCGAGGGGUGGGCGCCGCUGCCCAUCGCCAGGCCCUGCAUGGAGGAGUGGGGUCUCGUCCAGGGUUGGAUGAAGUCCGAGCGUGACGGGAAAGGCCACUUCAUCAUCGACCUGCUGGGCAGCGCCGGGAAGGAGGCGGACGACGCCAUGAACGAGGGCGCUGCCACGGACGGCGAGACGCCGACGCCUAACGCCUACUACCUCGAGAUCGUCACGGAGUUUUACGACAUCGGCAGCGACGGCGAGGCGCUGGCGACCGAGAGGUUCGCGGAGGCAGGGCUCGCCGACAUGGAUGCGGACACCUACUCGGGCCUGACCUUGGCCCUGGAGCAAGCGGAGACCGACAUGGAGGAUACGCUCAGAGGACCCCGCAAGCGCGUGGUCUGGGAGGUCUUUGUGGACAAAGGGGCUUUGUCGGAGGAGCUGCUGGAGUUCCCGCAGGUCAAGGUGGUCCAGUUCAGGCAAGCCGACGGCUGGGACUUUUCCAAGCCCAGCGUGAUUCGCUACUUCUUAAACAAGAUCGACGAGGAGAAGCCCGACGACAUCUUCUUCGCACCCCCGUGCAGGAUCUGGUGCUCUUGGCAGUAUGUCAACGAGAAGCUUUCGGAGGAGCGCGCGAAGGAGAUCAACCUCACAAGACAGCGAGAGGAGAGGGCGUUUCUCAAGAUGGUUCGGGGCUCGUUCGCGAAGCAGCAGAAUGGUGGGCGUCAUGCGACUGCAGAAGGCCCGUGGCAAGGGCUACACUGGCAAACCAAGACCUGGCAGACGCUACCUGGAUACCACUGCCGGCUCGACCAGUGCAGGCUGGGCGCGAAGUUCGAGAUCAAGGAAAAGCUCAUGCCGUACCAGAAGCCUACGCGACUCCAGUCCGCGAACAAGGAGUUCAUACACCACGUGAGCAUGCUGUGCCGCUGCGCCGAUGAGCACGUGGUCUUACGCGGGAAGCUUGCCCAGCAGGUUCAGAAUUACCCGAGACCGAUGGCGCGAAGGAUGGCCUACUUGAUCGCCAACCAGGGCAUGGCCGACGACGCUGAGGAUAUCAACGCCGCCGAGCAGGUCUACAAGGAUAUCGACGCCAUCGAGUACACCGACGUCAUGCAAGAGCUGAUGAAGCGUUUCAGCGUGUCGACGGUCAGGGCGGUCAAGCGCGCUCAUAUCAGCCUGGGCCACCCCUCCAACGCGGCGCUGGCAGCCGCCAUGAUGCACGCGAAGGCCCCGGCAAAGUGGAUUCAGUGCGCCAAGCUCUUCCAGUGUGAAGUUUGCCGGAGCAGGCAGCGACCUCGAGCAGUGCGCGUGGCUGUACUACCAAAAGCUAAAAGGUUCAACAAGGUCGUGAACACCGACGUCUACUACGUCACCUGGAAGAACAAGGAGCGGAAGAUCUUGGCCCCGAUGGGCGAGUUCACGCGCUACGAAGUGGACUACCCGAUCGCGAAGGGGACUUUCAAGAAGGAGGUGAAGCUGUUUCAGAAGUUGUGGAUCAGCUGGACCCGCAAGCCCGACGCCAUGAGGGUGGACAUGGCAGGCCCGCACACGUCGAGAAAUAUGCACCAGUGGAUGAGCAAGCAUAACAGCGCACUCGACCAGGUCCCGACGGGCGCGCACCACAAGCUUGGGCUCAUGGGGCGCAACCAUGCGGUCAGGGGGGAGCAGCUCAGCAAGUGCCGCCUGCAGUUUCCCGACGACUCGCUCAAGACCGCGCUCAGGAUGACCGCCAGCCAGCGGGACAUCUUACGCAACGUGCACGGUUGUCCGCCCGCGACGCUGGUGCUGGGCACGCAGCCCAAGGUACCUGGCGCUCUGUGCGACGAGGACUUCGGCCUGGCGGAGCAGGCCGCGCUGGUCGACCCCAAGAGCGAGGUGCACGAGAUGAUGGUCAGGCGCGCUGCGGCGGGGACGGCCUUCAUCGAGAACAACUGCUCUCGCGCCGUGCGAGCUGCGCUGUUGGCGCGCAGCAGGCCGACGCGCCGCGAGUGCCAGAUCGGCGAGUGGGUCUACUUCUGGCGACCGGAGAUGUCGACGGGGCUGGAGAAGUGCCAUUGGCAUGGCCCGGCGCUGGUGGUGGCGGUGGAGUCGAAGGUCAACGGGGACGACGUGAUGCACGCGUCGGUGGUGUGGGUCACGCACGGGUGCACGAUCUACCGCUGCACGGUGGAGCAGCUCCGUCCCGAGCUGACGAGCGAGACCCGAGAACGAGAAGGACGACGCGAGGAUCCCGACAGCCCGUUCAGCACCAUCGAGAAGCUAAGGAGGGCGCUCAGGCGGGCCAGGUGGGCCUGCAGCUUCAGUGACCUCGCCGAGGGGGGCCAGCGGCCCCAGUGCGACGACGCCCUGCACAACGCGGGCGCGCAGCAGCCCGGCGCCCAGGGACACCGCGAUGGAGAUCGAGCUGAGCAAGAACGAGAGGAGCCGAGUGGAGCGGCUGCCGCGGCAGCUCCCGAGGCCCCCCAGCCAGCCGAGGCCGGCGAGGAGGCGGCUCCAGGCCCUGCGCCUUCGUGGGCCAGCGCUGCGCGGGAGCGUGGCAACGCGACGAGGGAGCCGAGCAGAGUCCACAUCGAGGCGAUGGCCAAGAGGAGCAUCGAGGAGGCUGAGAAGCUGGACGGCAUCCCGUUGUCAAAACGCGCCCGCAUGUCGUGGGCCAGGCUCGCGCCCCAGCAGGGGGAGUCGUGUCUCAUCGAGGAGGUGGGCGACGAGAUGAUGCUGUUGGAGGAAUCCACCGAAACGAUCUACAUGCUGGCUUUCAAGAGGAAGGUUCCCGCCAUCGUGGAGGGGGAGCUCACAUCCGAGGAGCGGGAGCAGUUCUACGCGGCGAAGCUGGAGGCCCUCGAGGUGUUCAACAAGAACGACGGCUGGGGGCCCAUCGACGAGGCGGAGGUGGGCCCAGCGGCGUGCUGUCCGCUACGCUUCCUGCUGAAGUGGAAGGUGAAUGGCGGGCAGCGAGUGGCCAACGCGCGAGUGCUCUACCAGGGCUUCAAGCAUCGCUACGACGCCGAGGGCCAGCUCGACAAGGAGGAAGUGGAGGCUGUUCGCUGCGGAUGUGAAGUCCGCGUCAGCGCUCGCGGCAUCAAGCUGCACGCGAGCCCGGCGAAGGAGAUGAGGGAGAUGCUUGUGCACCAGAUCGGCUUGCAGCCAGGGCAGUUGCUCAAGAUGGUCAAGCCGUGCUUUGGCGGCCCGCGGUCGCCCAAGCUCUGGCACUACCGCUCCGACGAAGUCACGAAGGAGAUCGGGUUCAAGAACCACUGGCUCGAGGAUUGCUUGCUGCUGUCCUUGCGGGCCGCGCGACCCUCGGACGACCCGUUCGACGUGCGCAGCUUCGACGGCCAGACGUUCGUGGUGGACGGGUUGAUCGGCAUGCACGUGGGCGACUUCAUCGGCUGCGGCGAGAACGUGAGUUGCGAGGAUGACCUGUGCGCCAAGCUGGGCGAUGCCGGGUGCUUCCAGGCGCGGCUGGGCACGCUCAAUGAGAAACUCAAGUUUGGCAAGUGGGAGUUCGGGCCGAGCCUAGUCUUCACCGGCGGCGAGGUGGAGCAGUCCCUGAGCACCUACGCGGUCAGCGUCAAGUUCGAGAAGUACCUGCGCGCGGUGAAGCCCAUCACCGUGGAGAAGCACCGGCGGGCGGAUCCCACCAGCGCGCUGUCGCCGAAGGAGCGCGCCAGUUUCAGGACCCUGAACGGCCAGCUGAACUGGCCGGCAGCCCAGGGAGUUAUCAUCGCGGCGGCGACCGUAUCGUUCAGAGCCGCGGCGACUGGACACGCGACGGUGCAGGACUUGCUUGGCGCGAACAAGGAUCUACGGUUCCCGAAGGCCAACGCGGACGAGCUCAACGCCGGCACCCCGACGCCGUUCGUGGCCAUGGAGUGGGCCUCGAAGAAGCUGGUGCGGCUGUGCAGGAGCUCAUUGUCCUCCGAGGCGCAGGCCGCGGCGAUGGGAGCUGACUCGCUGAUGUGGGUGAAUGUCUUUUUGGCCCUGAGUCUGAGGCCCGACCUCGGACGCGACGCCGCCAUGACAUACCUCGGAGAGUCGCCGUUCAUUACAGACGCGAAGUGCCUCUAG
Messenger RNA from Prorocentrum cordatum, 5256 nucleotides. NCBI's taxonomy places the organism in Eukaryota, Dinophyceae, Prorocentrales, Prorocentraceae. The record is from the annotation of a GenBank genome assembly.